Molecule: messenger RNA, 521 nt
Organism: Equus caballus (horse)
Lineage: Eukaryota; Metazoa; Chordata; Mammalia; Perissodactyla; Equidae
Gene: SEC61G
Product: SEC61 translocon subunit gamma
Biological process (GO): post-translational protein targeting to membrane, translocation; protein targeting
Cellular component (GO): membrane; Ssh1 translocon complex
Molecular function (GO): transmembrane protein transporter activity
Source: RefSeq, a predicted model, not a curated record
CCGCGUAAGGACCAAUGAAUGGAGGAGUGGGAGGGUGGUAGGCCCGAGAUUCGGUUUCCGGUUCCGGGGGACCUCUGCCUGUCUGCGCCUGUGCUACGUGUCUCUGGAGUCCGCGGAGUUGGCGAGCCGGUGUCAUGGAUCAGGUAAUGCAGUUUGUUGAGCCAAGUCGGCAGUUUGUGAAGGACUCGAUUCGGCUGGUUAAAAGAUGCACCAAACCUGAUAGAAAAGAAUUCCAGAAGAUUGCCAUGGCAACAGCAAUAGGAUUUGCUAUAAUGGGAUUCAUUGGAUUUUUUGUGAAAUUGAUCCAUAUUCCUAUUAAUAACAUCAUUGUUGGUGGCUGAAUACCUUUUUAGAAGAGCAUUUUUCAUCUUGGGGAUUGGUGAAUAAGUGAGGAUUUGCGAAGCUCAUGGAGUGAAAAUUUGCCUAUAUAUUUUGUGGUUUUCUUUAAUUUUUUUCUUCCAAGAUGUUUUCUGUUUCUAAAUUAAAAUAAUUUCAGAAUAAACGAACUUCUCUUUUUUCUA